Diceros bicornis minor is the source of this 924-nucleotide messenger RNA. It is a transcript of the gene MYADML2, whose product is annotated as myeloid associated differentiation marker like 2. The transcript has a single exon. The coding region runs from base 1 to 924 and encodes 307 amino acids. The record is from RefSeq and is a predicted model, not a curated record. Gene Ontology annotation, cellular component: membrane. NCBI's taxonomy places the organism in Eukaryota, Metazoa, Chordata, Mammalia, Perissodactyla, Rhinocerotidae.
AUGGGCAGCACCAUGGAGCCCCCCGGGGGUGGAUACCUGCACCUGGGUGCUGUGACAUCCCCGGUGGGCACAGCCCGCGUGCUGCAGCUGGCCUUCGGCUGUACCACUUUCAGCCUGGUGGCCCACCGGGGCGGCUUUGCGGGCGUCCAGGGCACCUUCUGCAUGGCCACCUGGAGCUUCUGCUUCACCCUCUCAGGCCUGGUGGUGGCCUGCGAGUUCACCCGGCUCCACAGCUGCCUGCACUUCUCCUGGGGCAACUUUACGGCGGCCUUUGCCAUGCUGGCCACACUGCUGUCCGCCACGGCUGCCGUCAUCUACCCACUGUACUUCACCCGGAUGGAGUGCCUACCCGAGCCCUCUGGCUGCACAGCCAGGGACUUCCGCCUAGCAGCCAGCGUCUUUGCCGGACUCCUCUUCCUGGCCUAUGCUGCAGAGGUGGCCCUGACCCGGGCUCGGCCGGGCCAGGUGGCCAGCUACAUGGCCACAGUGUCAGGGCUCCUCAAGAUUGUCCAGGCCUUUGUGGCCUGCAUCAUCUUUGGGGCGCUGGUCCACGACAGCCAAUAUGGGCGCUACGUGGCCACACAGUGGUGCGUGGCCGUCUACAGCCUGUGCUUUCUGGCCACCAUGGCUGUGGUGGCCCUGAGCGUAAUGGGCCACACUGGGGGCCUGGGCUGCCCCUUCGACCGUCUGGUGGUUGUGUACACCUUCCUGGCUGUGCUUCUCUACCUCAGCGCCGCCGUCAUCUGGCCCGUCUUCUGUUUUGACCCCAAGUACGGUGAGCCCAGGCGGCCCCCCGACUGCCCUAGGGGCAGCUGCCCCUGGGACAGCCAGCUGGUGGUGGCCACCUUCACCUACAUCAACCUGCUUCUCUACGUCGCCGACCUCGCCUACUCCCAGAGGAUCCGCUUCGUGCCCACCCUAUAG